Aspergillus steynii IBT 23096 is the source of this 1860-nucleotide messenger RNA. RefSeq names its product flavin monoamine oxidase family protein. Bases 334 to 1794 code for a protein of 486 amino acids. The record is from RefSeq and is a predicted model, not a curated record. NCBI's taxonomy places the organism in Eukaryota, Fungi, Ascomycota, Eurotiomycetes, Eurotiales, Aspergillaceae. The transcript is spliced from 2 exons. Gene Ontology annotation, molecular function: oxidoreductase activity.
GUCAGCAUUUUUUGAUUCUAAACGGCAUUCUCCGGUCGCCAAUAUAAAUGCAGACAGAGACAAGGAUAGGAAAUGAAUCCAUCUCCAGAGAUUAAAGAUCGACACGGAGGAUACUCAUCAGGGCUGGUAUGACCGCAUGCCCCGAGUGCCGAGCGCCACUACUGCAUGCAUCCCAGCAUGUAAUACUCUGCCUUGGAGCAGUGUGACUGGUUGCUGUUCGACUUCGCCUCGACGAGGCAAUUCCUUCAGCUUAUAAAAAAGCCGUCGGUCCUAGCUUUCUCUCAUCGCAUUCCCUCUAACACGGAGUAAAUCCAGCUCCACGAGGUCAUAAUCAUGCACACCCACAACCUCCUCCCCGGGCUCUCCCUCUCUCUAGCCCUAACCCUCCCCUCCCUCACCCUCGCCCUCCAAACCACCGUCGACGUCGCCAUCGUCGGCGGCGGCCUCUCCGGCCUCAGCGCCGCCAAGGACCUCUCCGCCGCCGGCAAAUCCUUCGUCGUGCUCGAAGCCCGCGACCGCGUCGGCGGCCGCGUCUACAACGCCCCCGUCCAAGGCGGCGGGUUCACCGAAGCGGGCGGCGAAUUCAUCGGGCCCACACAAGACCGCGUGCUCGCGCUCGCAGACUACCUGGGCCUCACACCCUUCCCGACCUAUAAUCUGGGUAAUAACACGCUGUACCGCAACGGGUCGGCCUCGCACUAUGACCCGAAUACUCCCACCGGCCUCCCGACGGGGAUAAGCAACGAUGCGCUGCUUCAGGCUGUUGCGGUGAUCGGCGAGCUGGACCGCAUGGCCGGAAGUAUUGACGUUGCGGCGCCGUGGAAGCACACGAACGCGACGCUUUGGGAUGAGGUGAAUCUGCAGACAUUCGCGGACGGGAUCCUGACGCUUUCGGACGCGAAGUUCCUGCUGGAACUCGGCGUCGGCGCCAUCUGGUCCACGAACAUGGCCGAGCCCAGUCUGCUCUAUAUCGCGGCGUAUAUCGCCGCCGCGGGGAACGAGACCUCCGUGGGGACGCUGGAGCGGCUGAUUGGGGUGACGGGCGCGGCGCAGGAUAGUCGGAUCCGCGGGGGAACGCAGCUCUUGGCCACGCGGUUGGCCUCGAAGCUAGGCGAGGAGAAUAUCCUGCUCAACUCGGCGGUGCGCGGGAUCCAGAAGACAGACGGGGGAGAGUACGUGGUGAAGUCGGACGCGCACAGCAUCACGGCGAAGCACGUGGUCGUGGCGAUGUCGCCGCCCCUAGCCGCGAGAAUCACGUACGACCCGCUGCUGCCGCCGGGGAGGGACCAUCUGACGCAGCGCAUGCCGAUGGGGGCGCUGGGGAAAGCGGUGGCCAUCUACGAGUCGCCGUGGUGGCGCGCGAAGGGGCUCAAUGCGCAGGUGCUGAGCGAUUCGGGGGCGGUGCGCUCCACGUUUGAUAGCUCGCCGCCGGACGAGAGCUUUGGCGCGAUCAUGGGGUUCAUGGAGGCGGAUCAGAUGAGGAGGUUGGAUCGCUUGACGGAGAAGGAGAUUCAGGAUGAGGUCGUCAAGGACUAUGUGAGGUAUUUUGGGCCGGAGGCGGCGAAUGUCAGUUCGUGGGUUAUCCAGCGGUGGGAUCAUGAGGAGUUCUCGAGGGGAGGGCCCGUGGCGUAUGCGCCGCCGGGGGUGUUGACGCGAUAUGCAGAGGAUUAUCUGAGGAAGCCGGUGGGUGGGAUUCAUUUUGCAGGCACAGAGACGGCGGAGUACUGGACGGGGUAUAUGGAUGGGGCUGUGAGGUCGGGGGAGAGGGUUGCGAAGGAGAUUCUGAAGGCUUAGAUUAUGAUUAUAACAUAGCUAGGGGCAUGCCCUUAAUAAUGACAUCCAAUAUCAGGUUCUGCCAAC